AUAUUUAAUAUCUUUCUGUAAAUCAUGCCGGUUGUAAUUACAGUAUCAUGUCGUUAUUUCUACUGUUAGAAAUAAACAGUGAUAAACCACAUGCUCAGUGGAUUGUAUUCGCUGGUGUAACCUUUCAUUUAUGCUGAAAUUAUGUUUAUAGGGGAUAAAUAUUUCUUUUCAGAAGAAUUUUAUAUUCACAAUGAGUGGUCUGGAGAAACCUGGUCCAAGUAUAUCUCCAAGUGAAACAGAUUCACCAGAUAAAACAAUAUUGAAAUUAAUGGAUCCUAAUAAACAGAAGAAAAUGUUUAUUCUUACACCCACUGUGUUACAAAGUCUUAGACUCAGUGGCCAAAUUAAGAGUGUAAAGGUAUCGACUAUGGACAGUGAUUCCUCGAAAAUAUCUGUAACGCCCAAGAACGUAAGUGCACAAAAGAGUAACAGACAAUCUAAAUUAAUGUCUAGCACAUAUUUCUCAAAAAGCAAAAGUUCCAGUAUUGAAAAAGAAAGUGUUAGUAAUAAGAUCCCAAAUAAAUCAAAGGCUCCUACUGUGAUAGCUAAUGAUCACCAACCAACUAAAAACAAGCAAGAUGAUGCAACAAAAAUGUUACUAUUGAAUCCAAAGGAAUCUAAAACUAUUCCAAAACAUGAGAGAAAAUCAUGCAAUAAGAAAGUGUCACCCACAGUGUUGCCCAAAGACAAAGAAGAUGUAUACUCUGAAAAAAAGAGAUCAAUGAACAUCAUUGAAAAGAAGAGUAAUAUCCAAGUUCCAAAGCUAUCAAGAUCAGGUAGUAAAUCCAAAGAUUCUCGCACUAAAUCCUCGCUUGAAAAUGUUAAAAAUAAUUUUGUCCAGUUACAUACAGAGGUACAAUCUAUUGAAAAUAAAUUAUUGGAUGAUAAUAGCAAAAUGGAUUCAUCGGAAACAAUAAUGAGAGAUAAACGCAAUACCAAAGACUGUGCGAAUAUUACUUCAUCGAAUACAAAGAAAACGAGAAAUAAGAAACAAUCUAAAGUCCUUGAAAAAAUUAACGAGCUUAUUCCAGCCAAGAACAAUGUUUCGUCUAACGUCAUUACUAAAUAUCCGACCAGUUCUCCAAGACAUAUAUCACAUAACGAGGCUUCAGAGUUACAUACCGAGAAUUCUGAUGAUGUUAGUACUAAGCGAAAUGACACACAAAAUGAUUUUGACCUUGUUUCUCCCGAAGUGCAUGAUAAAAAAGCGUCAAAGAAAGUAAUUAAAUGUAUUAAGUCAGAAACAGCAUCUCAAAAGGUUUCAAGUACAUUAGAAUACAAUAAGAAGAAUCGUAUAGUUCUUUCUAAGAAUAAGCGAAUGAAAUUUAUAUCAAAUACUGCAAAAUCAAACAAUCCUCAUAUUCUUAUGAGCGAAUCGUGUGAAACACUGAAUUGUACUCCUGAAAGUACAAUUGCUAGCGAAAAUCUUCAGAACAAUUUACAUAACACCGGCGUUAGUUCACCAAAUUCUCAAAAAACUAAUGCUUCCAGUGAAAGCCAUCUUAAUAAAUCAAAACUAGAUGGAACAUUAUUAAAUAAUGAGGGGAAAUCUGCAAAAUCUCCUACUGCAAGUUCUAAAAAGUUUCUUAUAAAUUAUUUAGAAGGACGCAAAUCAUUGAAUGAUACUAAAUAUAAAGAGAAAAAAGAAAAAGAAAGCACACAGAAUAAAAUUAAUUCUGAUAGCAGAAGUCAGGUCUGUUCUAUUAGGACAACAUCAAGUGAUACAAAUAAGAGAGAGGAAUCUGCACAAUUGAAUAUAACACGUGAUAGAACUUCUCUGAGAUUUAACCAAAGUCCAAAUGCAAGUACUUCAAUUCAAAUUAAAAAUACUACGAGCAUAUGUGAAAUGAUAGAGGAUAAGAAGAUGAGUAAUGACAGAGAAUCAGUGCUUUCUGACAAUGAUAAUAAUUCUGUCAAGAAUGACAAAAUAAUGAAGGAACCUUCAGUUCAGAAUAAAAUACAAAAUCCUGUUAGUUCCAUUAAAAAACUACGAGGUAAACGUAAACGAGUAGAAUCAUCAAGGGAUACUAAUGACUGUUCAAUAAAUAAUGAAGUUCAAGUGAACGUGCCUGUCGAUAAACAGUUCUCUGAGAAAAAUUCUGAAGAUGCACGAAGAUCACCUGAAACUGAAUCUGUUAGCGAAGAUGACAGUGCAGAUAAAUUAAUCAUAACGUUUCCACUAAUUAAACGACAUCGGAACGGUCGUAAUGAACUUAUUAAAAUGAAUGAGGAAAAUAAAACUGAAAUAUGUCAGGAAAAAAUGAUUAAUGAUAUCGACACGAAACCUCCUAAUGUGAAAAAUAAACCGCCUGUAGAUUCUAUCAGAGAAUACGAAUAUAAAUCUUCUGAAAUUAAGAAAGAAGCCUGCCAAGAGAUUACUUUACCCGUUCGAAAAGCAAGAGGAAGACCAAAAAAAAAACCUUCUAACACUUCAGAUCCUCAAACGACUCAUGAGGCUAAUAUCGUUGAGCAAAAUAAUUACCAGGAAUUAAAGCACGAAUUAGAUUCAACUUCACCUCAGGAAAAUCAUAGUCGUCCGAAACGAUCUGCAAGAAAAGAAUCACAUCUAACGGAAGUUAAAGAAUUAAGUGAUGAAAGUAAUAAUGAAGAGUCUUUUCAUGAAGAAGAAAUAUCGCCUAAGCGUAGAGGUCGACCUGUAGGUAGGAGGACAAGGGGCAGAGGCCGUGGUCGUCGUGGUAGAGGACGAGGACGAGGACGGCGAGUUGAUACAGAAUAUACCCCCAGGAUGCCAGGAUCUACUAAAGCCAAGGAACCCAGUAAAUCAGAGAUAAAGAAUGUUCCAUCUAACGAAGAAGUUUUAAAUGUAAAAUGCGUUAAAUGCGAUGCAGAAGUAAUGAAAAAACAAUGGACCAUGCACAAUUUAAAAAAGCACAAUAACAUGAGCUGGUGUGAAGGAGAUGAACCAUUGGAUUUGGAGAACGACACUAAAUUAUUACAAAAAAUUUUGGUCGAUGCUAGAAAAUUGAAAAAAGGUAUACUUACCUGCGAAAUGUGUUCAACGACUAAACGUAGUGUGAAUGGUUUUAUAUCGCAUAUGCUAUUUUGUGGGAAAUCGGGGGAUGAAAGAACAGCUUUACUGGUGACUUGUAAAAUUUGUAAUCGUACUAUGAUGCCUUCUUCACUUGAAAUACAUGAGCGAGCGCAUAAAACUAGUGAUUCACAAUCAAAAGAAUUAUUAAAAAUAUCAAAUACUGUAAAUGUACGCACUAGUGGUAAACGUAAAGCUGCAGAAAAGGCAAUAACUAAAAUUUCGGAAUUUACUGCACUCGUGAAGGAGGAUGAUGGUCCAGCAGCAAAGAAAAUGCGAGUAAUUUCUCCUGCAAUUAAAAAUCUCAUAAAACAACCAACUGGAAAGAAAAUACCUGGAAUUUUAAAAACGAUAUGGAACAAGGAAUUGUCUUCGACAGGAGCUGCUGCAUGUAAGCAUCCUGGUUGCAUAGCCACCUUUCCUUCGGUGAAUCUUAUCAGCGACCAUUAUCUCAAAUGUGAACUUUCACCACCUACUAAUUACACAUGCAAGAUUUGUCAAUUUGAAACGGAAUGUAAAAAUGAAAUAGCAAGUCACGUCAUGGAAAAACAUCCUGAUGAAGUUCUCGAUUCACAAUCGGAUUCAGAUGCAGGCAAAGAAUUAAAUGUAAACGAGAGCAGUGACAAUUAUGAUGACGAUGACGAUGAAGAUAAUAAAAAUGUCUCAUUAAAUACAAAGCGUGAAAUAACCACGAGAAAAAUAAAACGGACUGGUAAUAAAAUGGAAUUUUUAACCUUGGAUGAGACUCGAUUUCCAAGUUGGAGUAAGACUUAUAGUCCGGCAUUUUAUUGGACGUUGGAAUUCGAAUUGAAAAAUUAUCGAUUGAAUCUCUAUGAGACAUUUGUCCCAAAUAGUUUUACAUUACUAAAGAACCAAGAGGCUGCACAGUAUUUGCCAAAUGUAGAGAAAUCUAUUGCUGUAAGUUCAAUUAAGCCAAAACCAGAAAACCGGUCUAAGGAAUCAGAUAGAGAACAUAAUUGGAAGCACUUCAAUAGAUUCGAAGCAAGUCUUGAUACUGGUGUACCUAUGUUUUUCGUGGGUGGUCCAAUAUGGGCCAUGGCUUGGUUACCAAUACCAACACCGAUGUUCGCUGACAAUGCAAACCAAUAUUUAGCUUUGAGUUGUCAUCCCUCUAUGAAAAGUGAAUAUACUGUUGGAAAAGCAUAUAAGGGGAGAAACAUAAUACAGAUAUGGAAUAUAGGCAAAUUGGAUCAUGAAUCUAAAAAUAAAAAUUCUCUACCAGCGCUAUCAUAUGCAGUUGCACACGAUUAUGGUACAGUUUGGUGUAUGGAAUGGUGUCCAUCCGGAUGUUAUGAGAAUGAGAAAUUAUUCAACUCCAAAGAGAAAAAAAAUACAUUGAAAAGAAUGGGACUACUAGCUACUGCAUGUUCCGAUGGAUGUGUACAUAUCUAUUCUUUGCCCUUUCCAGAGGAGUUAGGAUUUGUUCAUAACGCAGCAAGCAAUUUACCCAUUUACAAGACUGACCCAGUAUUAACGCUAGUUGUGAAUAAUAUUAUGUACGAGAAUGGAGAACAAAAUUGGCAGUGUACUCAAUUAUGCUGGACCAAAGAACAGGGACACGAUACCAUUGUUGCUGGUUUCUCAAAUGGUUAUGUAGCUUUAUGGGAUCUUUUAAUUCUUUCGCCUCUGCUCACAAGAAAACGUGGAACAACAUUGUAUUUCAAUGCUUUCCAGCACUUUUUUGCUCAUGCUCAUACAGUUAUGAUGGUAUCAUUAGUUCCAUAUAGUGGCAAACGGUUUCUGGCUACUGGUGGCAUGGAUGCGUGCUAUAAAUUCUGGGAUUUAGAAAAUACCAGCGAACCACAAAAUAUUGUGAAAAAAGGAAUGCUAGUAAGUGGUACUUGGAUGACUCAUUGGCCAGCAGCGGUAACAAGUUACGAUGAUGUUUUUGGUCUGAAUCACACAAAUUCAUAUCUUAUUCCAUUACGUGAGCAUGGAUACAAGAUCUUUCCUCUUCUAGUCACCAAUUCCACAACUUACAGUAUAAGCGUAUCCGACCCGGCUAAUGCCGUGGCACAAGGAAAUCUCGCUGGUGAAGUAGUGACAAUUUUUGCUGGUCAAUUACUCUAUGGUUUAGAUAUGGAGAAGAAACUUCCAAAAAGAAGAGAGGUAUCAUCUUUUGUUCAAAUAGUCAAUUUGAAGAAACCAGAGGAAAAUGUAAUGAAGCGGAAAAGCAAGAAUGAAAAGUAUAAUUAUAUGCCUGACACUUACGAGGGAUUCAAAAAUGAUUUUGGAAUUAUUUUUUGUGAACCAGCUGCGAGCGAAAAGAAAAUCCGUACGAAAGGUGGAAAAGCACAAGUGUUAAUAAUAGAUAGACUUACGCCUGUGAAUGCAGAACAGUAUCCCAUCGUAUCUGUUAAUCGACUCACAUGGAAUCCAAAUACCUGGAGUUUCUUAUGGCUCGCAACAGGUCAUCAGUGUGGCCUAGUAAGAAUUCUUGAUUUUAAAUCAAUGAGCCCUAUAAAGGGGAUCAAGGAUUUAUUGUCACAACAAGCAAAAUCUAUGCUUCAAGAAAGUGUAAGAAACAGUGCAGAAGAAACGAGUAAUACUCUGGACAAUGAUACAUACGUCAAAAUUCCCAGUAUGACCAGCAAUGGAAGCUAAUGACGUAAGAUCAUAAACGUAGGCUUGAAAAAGUUGAUCAACAUACACAAAUUGAAAUUGUAUGCUUACAUUUUUCCAUAUAUGACGCAUAUAAAUAAACUGUUUUUUAAAUUUCUAAGAUGAAUCAUAAAUUAAUCAUCACACUGUGCUUUUCAAAUUUACACUAGCAAAUCAGGGACAACCGGCUGACAUUAUUCUUUGGUAAAUUAUGUAUAAUAUAACUUAUAAGACUAGCAUAUUAAUUUAUAUAAAUUAUUAACAACAGUCACCUGGUAUUCAUAAGACCACAGGAUGGUGCCUUGCAAAUGUCAUUUAAACAAGAUUAAACAACCGAUUCUAUAUUAUGCAUAAUUCACAUUAUCUGGAUAAAUAUUUAACAUAUUUAUUUAACCUAAGUAGCUCUGCUUCCAUGGAAGGAUGAUAAAAAUGAUUAUGUAUUGUGACAAAGCAUUAUUUCUAACAACUUAAAAUGAUGAAUGCAAAGUACAAUUUGAUUGUAGUAUAAGAAGAAUAAUCGCUACUAUUAUAUAAACUUUACACUAGCAUGUUAUUACAUUUAUUAUUAUCAAAAUAAAUAAUUUCCUUUUACACAAA
Molecule: messenger RNA, 6268 nt
Organism: Cephus cinctus (wheat stem sawfly)
Lineage: Eukaryota; Metazoa; Arthropoda; Insecta; Hymenoptera; Cephidae
Exons: 21
Coding region: 191-5674 (1827 amino acids)
Biological process (GO): transcription by RNA polymerase III
Cellular component (GO): transcription factor TFIIIC complex
Molecular function (GO): protein binding
Source: RefSeq, a predicted model, not a curated record